UCUCUUGUCUAUCAUCACCCCAACCACUUGACUUCUGCGUACUGCUUGAGCACUCAUUAUCUCUUCCGACUGUGGUAUAUUGUGGGUGAUCAUACCUGUAUCCAUCUGCGGACAACAGCCACGUCAAGAGAAACCUCUACUGGGCCAAUGGUCAUUAUGGCGACCUUCGAAAGAGCAAUUCAAGAAGCUAUCGAUGCCGAAGAAAUUCCAGGCUGCGUGCUCUUUGCCACCAAUCGCGAUGGGUCGUUUCUGUAUAGUAAGAGCUUCGGGCAGACCUCUAUGAAGCCUGAAAAUGCCAAACCCUUGCGAACCGAUACAGUAAUGUGGAUAGCAUCUUGCACUAAGCUUAUGACAUCAAUCUGUGCUUUGCAACUCGUUGAGCGUGGCAAAUUAACACUUGAUGAUCCGGUAUACGAUCACGUACCUGAGCUGAGGGACUUCAAAAUCCUCAAAACUUUCGACAAUGAAGGCAAGCCUGUGGAAGUGCAGCACAUCACGCCGAUUACUUUGCGUUCACUUCUAACGCACACGAGCGGCUUGACAUACGAUGGCUUACACCCAAAGCUUCUCGCCUGGUUGGCAUACCAUGGUCGAGAGCCCACUACAGGCGCCAAACUGUUGCAGCGCUUUGAUGCGCCACUUACUUUCGAGCCAGGGACGAGCUGGAUGUACGGCUCAGGAAUCGACUAUGCAGGGUUGCUCAUCGAGCGGGUGACUGGCCUGACUCUAGAGGAGUAUAUGCGACAAAACCUUUGGGAGCCACUUGGUAUCAAAGACAUGACCUUUUGUCUCAAAUCCAGACCGGAUAUGAAGGAGCGUAUGGCGGACAUGAGUGUAAGAGACGAAAAGUCAGGCAAACUUCGGCAUACGAACGCAAGAAUGUCUUAUCAAGAUGCAGACGGGGAGGAAGUGCAAGACUGCAUGGGUGGACAGGGUGUCUUCACGACUGCAGAGGAAUAUAGCAAGCUCCUACGUGCGGUACUCACGACCGAUACGGAUGAAACACUGAUGAAGAAGGAAACCCUGAGGACUUUCUUCACGCCGCAACUGAAAGAGGGAUCUUCAAUGGCGAUGAAUGCGGUUUUACAAGACGACACAGUCAACAAUGCAAUGGGGGGUACAUUAAAAGACUCGAAGAAGGAUUGGGGCCUCGGGGGUCUUCUUCUUUUGGAGGAUCAGCCAGACGGUAAAGCGAAGGGCACCAUGAUAUGGGGUGGACUACCUAAUCUGAUAUGGUGGAUCGACCCAAAGACCGGACUUUGUGGCUUGUAUGCAGGACAAGUUUUGCCCACUGGGGAUGCAAAGUGUGCAGCCUUGAACCGUAGGUUUGAAGCAGCAAUGUACGAGCAGUACAAGGGGACUGGGCUUGCAAGCCCUCGCCUAUAAUCCAGCAAGCAUCUGACAACACUUGAUAUCGUUGGUGGCUUGAUUCCUCAAAGCUUGAUGUCGGCCUUGUAACCAAUCUCUUCCGAUGCUGGCUAAGAUUCCUGUCUGUCAUCUCCGCCAUGAUCAGAGUACCCGUGUCUGGUAUCAAAGCAAGCUCUUAGACCGUGUUAGCAUAACUCGGCUCGAAAUUCAGAGAGAGAACAAACCCAUUGAGUGCUCGCGCAUUGCCAGAUGACUUGAGGCCCCAUAAUAAGACAAUAAGCUUAUCAUCC
This is a messenger RNA of Boeremia exigua, 1658 nucleotides long. RefSeq names its product beta-lactamase/transpeptidase-like protein. The record is from RefSeq and is a predicted model, not a curated record. The transcript has 4 exons. NCBI's taxonomy places the organism in Eukaryota, Fungi, Ascomycota, Dothideomycetes, Pleosporales, Didymellaceae. Bases 148 to 1386 code for a protein of 412 amino acids.